This is a messenger RNA of Linderina pennispora, 753 nucleotides long. RefSeq lists its product as uncharacterized. The record is from RefSeq and is a predicted model, not a curated record. The transcript is spliced from 3 exons. Gene Ontology annotation, molecular function: oxidoreductase activity. Bases 1 to 753 code for a protein of 250 amino acids. Gene Ontology annotation, cellular component: cytoplasm. NCBI's taxonomy places the organism in Eukaryota, Fungi, Kickxellomycota, Kickxellomycetes, Kickxellales, Kickxellaceae.
AUGCCUGGCGCCUGGAUGUCAGUGGCAAAGCGCAUGUCACGACUGUGUGCCGGUCGAACUUACGAAGCUGUCAAGAAGGACGGGUUCCACAUCAACUCGCUGGCAUUUGGCGAUGAGGUGUACCGCCCGCAUAAUGUUGUGCGCACUGUCGCUGAGGCUGUUGCCGACGGGGAAAUCUAUGACUUUGUCAUUAACGGCAUUGGGAUUGAGGAUCCGUAUGCUGCGCGGUACCCAAACAACCCCAUCGUCAGUACUGUUGCCUAUCUCGACUCAAGCCAGCCCUCCAGCGGCACCAUCAACCACGGGGUGGUUACUCUGCUGGACAUGGGCCUGUUCAGCCCCAAAGCAGCCAACUACGAUGUCAGCUCGGUGGCUGCUCGCGUGGAGGAGCUGGGCGAGAUGUGGAGAGGACAAUGGCAAAUGCUCGAUAGCGCCGAGUGCAAGGCGCUAAUUCGCAGCCUGAUGGUCGAGAUUAUCAAGGCGGGCGAGACGGUCACAGGCAGCAAGCUGGUUUAUCUUGGCGGGUUCGAGAAGCCUGACGACAUUAUCAACAACACGGAUAUGCUGCCAAAGCCAGUGACGCCGUCGAUGCUAAUGGACUUCCGCGCGAAGCGGCCGAUGGAGCACGCGGUGAUUCUGCGCAACCCGAUCGAGCUGGCCAAGAGGUACGGCGUCGAGGUGCCCCACCUCGAGACGGUUUAUGCGCUGCUGACCAUGGUUGAAAACAGAUACUUGACGCAGUCCAAGCUGUAG